Molecule: messenger RNA, 1914 nt
Organism: Symbiodinium sp. CCMP2592
Lineage: Eukaryota; Dinophyceae; Suessiales; Symbiodiniaceae
Source: the annotation of a GenBank genome assembly
AUGGCAGAAGAAGGCAAAAAACGUCCCGCUGGCGCCGGAGCAGAGGAGCCGCUUCAGCCGCCUCGGAAGGCUCCUAGAGGUGAAAACGAGGCCAAAGCAAGCUUGGAUCAGGUUGAGUGGCUGCAAAAGACAGCUGAGGAGAUCCGGCAGUUUGGAGUGGAUAAGGUCAGUUCUUGGGUCCGGGCGGCCUUGGAAGAGGAGGGCGACAGCGAAGACGCGCCGGAGAUCGCUGACACUCUUCAAGUGCAGAAAGUCAGAGGCAGAGCAUUACUAGACCUGACCUACCAGCAGCUAGUGGACAAGCCCUACAACAUUGCUGCGGGCCCUGCCGGAAACCUGGCCAAGCGUAUCGCUGCUGUGUCUGCCCCGGCGACGGCCGCAAGCGGAUUCCAGGACGACCCAGAUGCCACGGAGUUCAUCCAGGAGCUGGCCGAGGCUGAGCCGCAGGACUUGGGUGCAGGUGUGCAGGUCUUCAACCUCACGAAGUCCCUGCCCGUAGAGCCCUACGACCAGAGUGGGCCGAAAUUAUUGACGCGCAACACGACGCGCCAGGCCUGGAAGGCGACCUUCGAGCUCAUGAAGGGUGGCACAAAGCGCGUGGCCAUGUUGGGCGUCCCGGGCAUCGGGAAGAGCCGCAAUUUGGCGCUGGGCCUCUGGCACCUGGUGCAGCAUCCCCACAAGCUGCCAGACGGGAUUCCGCCGCCCGAGGCCAUCGUGUAUGAAGCUCGGGAGGGUGGGGCGGUCUUCCUUUUCACCAAGGGCCAGGAUCGCAAGUGGAAGGCGCAGCGCCUUGCGAUGAGUGAAUGGGCGGCUGACGCCUGCCUGUACCUGAAGGACUCCAGCAACUGGUACCUGGUGGAUGCUUCCGAGAGAACCACCACCUUGAAGUUGCCUGCCAAGACCGUGCUCGCCUGCAGCCCGGAUCGGCACCACUAUUCGAAUUUCGUCAAAGACGGGGGCCAGUGCGUCUUCGUAGAAGCUUUCUCGUGGGCCGAGGUGAAAGCGUGCCAUUCACAGCUCGAGACUCAAGUUGACGAGGAGGAAAUGUGCCGAAGGUUCAAGCAAGUCGGAGGUGCUCUGCGCACCCUUCUGGCUGACAAGGGGAUCUACGACGACGCCGUCGAGCUGCAGAGGUCCGAGGCAGAGGACUUCACGACCGUGAGACGUGCCUUUGAGGGUGAUUUGAAUACCUUUGAAGGGAAGCAGAUGCCGACCAGGCUCUUCACGUACCGCAGCGUCGAUGGAAUCUCACGCAAAGUCACCGUCUGCUCUCCCGGUGCUGCCGCACUGCUUGUCGAGAAGCACCAUGACAAGCUCGUGCCGCUUUGGAGCGAUGCACGCAACCCAACAUCGAGGUAUUGGCUCGAGGAAUUUGUAGGCCCGCUGUUGACAACCUUUUGGCCGGGCAAAAAAGGCCUGACAGCCUUUCAAGUCACCAACACUGCACCUGCAGCUGCGAGAAAGGCUCAAUGGCAGCGCGAACAGGUCAAAGACUUCGAGGUAAAGAAGGGUUUGCAGCUCCUUGAGUGUGACACGGAGAAAAUCUUCGAUGGCAGAUGGCGGAAGGCGGUGAAGAAAGGCAGUCUGGAGGGACUUCUGCACAGCCCAGAAUGUUACCCGGGCAUCGACUACCUGCUUGACUUCAACCACGGCAUCUCCGUGACCUCCUCCGCCUCGCAUAGCAUUGCACCGGAAUUUCGUACAAAGUUGGAGCAGAUGUUCGAAAGCCACAGUAGCACUGAAGAAAACCGCAGUUUCACUCUCACGUUUCUCAUUACAGGAGAGCCUCAAGAAUUCGCACCGAAGGGAGAUGAUUUCAACGCACUAAUGGGAAUGGCGGGGGAAGGAAAGUCGUUUGACAAUGUUUGUGUACAGGUCGUGCGGAUUCCGAAGACGCUCCAUAGCCUGAGUUGA